Molecule: messenger RNA, 1932 nt
Organism: Rana temporaria (common frog)
Lineage: Eukaryota; Metazoa; Chordata; Amphibia; Anura; Ranidae
Gene: PRKCSH
Product: protein kinase C substrate 80K-H
Exons: 17
Coding region: 85-1647 (520 amino acids)
Biological process (GO): liver development; N-glycan processing
Cellular component (GO): glucosidase II complex
Molecular function (GO): calcium ion binding; protein binding
Source: RefSeq, a predicted model, not a curated record
AAGUUGGGCUCCGACAGACUUUGCUCGGCUUGGCAGUGUCAGAUAGGCUGUGCAGGGCGGAAAUCGACUGUCGGGUGUUCGGAGAUGACAAUGCGGACGCUGGUGCUGGUUGUGGGGCUCCUGGCGGUGUUGGGGUGCCGGGCCGUGGAGGUGAAGAGGCCUCGGGGGGUCUCCUUGUCCAAUCGCGUCUUCUAUGAUGAGGCAAAACCAUUCACCUGUCUGGAUGGGUCCAAGACGAUCCCCUCUGACCGAGUGAACGAUGAUUACUGUGACUGUGUGGACGGGACUGAUGAGCCCGGUACAUCUGCGUGUUCCAAUGGUAAAUUCCACUGCACCAAUGCCGGGUAUCGGCCCAUGUACAUACCUUCAUCUCGGGUUAAUGACGGUAUUUGUGAUUGCUGUGACACUACUGAUGAGUAUAACAGUGGAGCAAACUGCCAGAACACCUGCAGGGAGAUGGGUCGAAAGGAGCGAGAAGAGCUGGAGAAGAAAGCUGAAAUGGCUCGGGAGGGAAUGCUGCUGAAACAGAAGUAUAUUGAAGAUUCCCGAAAGGGACGUGAAGAGAAACAGGUGAGGCUACAAGAAAUGGUGGAGAAGCGUCAGAGCGCACAGUCGGAGGUCGACUCUCUGCUUGCCAAAAAAGAGGAAGCAGAGACACCAGAGAAGGAAGCAAAGGAUGCGCACAAAAAGGAAUGGGAAGAGAGGAGAGAAGCAGAGAAGGCUGCCUUUGAAAAGAAGAAAUCGCUGGAAGCUUUUACUGAGCUGGAUGAGAACUCCGAUGGGACACUGUCUACACAAGAGCUGCUGUCCCACUCGGAGCUUGAUUCAGAUGGAGACGGUUCCCUGUCUGACCAGGAAGCCCAGGAUCUCCUUUCAGGCUCGCAGUCAGUGGAUGUCUCCACUUUCCAAGAUUCUGUCUGGCCCCAGAUUAAGGAAAAAUACAAAUCUAAGAGUGAAGCCCCUUCAUCGCCUCCUGUGGAAGAGGGAACAGAUUCUCAUCCAGACAUUCCCCAUGAGGACGAUGGGGAUGAUGAUGGAGAGGAGGGAGGAGAUGAGGAAGAUGAUGACGAUGAUUUGGAUGAAGACCAUAGGGGUCCACCUGGUAAACCUCAGGGGGAGGAGUCUGAGAUGCCGCCAUAUGAUGACGCAACCCAGCAAUUAAUAGAUGCCGCUGAAGCAGUUCGUACUGAGUAUGAAAUUGCUUCCAAAUCUUUAAGGGAAAUGGAAGAUACAAUCAGAAAUCUGGAGAAGGAGAUUUCACUGGAUUUUGGAUCCCAGGGAGAAUUUUCCUACCUCUAUGGACAAUGUUAUGAGCUUUCAACCCCUGAGUACGUUUAUCGCCUCUGUCCGUUUAACCGUGUAACACAGAAGCCGAAGGCUGGAGGAUCAGAGACCAAUUUGGGAAUCUGGAAUACCUGGGCCGGAACAGAAAACGACAAAUUUAGUGCCAUGAAGUAUGACCAGGGCACAGGCUGUUGGCAAGGUCCCAACCGGUCCACACUGGUGAAAUUGCUCUGUGGUAAAGAAACAGUUGUCACAUCCACGUCGGAGCCAAGUCGAUGUGAAUACCUCAUGGAGUUCUACACUCCGGCCGCCUGUCAGCAACCUGCUGAAAUCCCCCAACCAGAGGAUCAUGACGAGCUGUGAUCUCAUCAGUCCAUUAAGAUGGAGCUCCAGACUCCGUGUAAUUCUUCCUGGGAACUAUGAACGCUGUGACCAGUGGGAUGAAGCCCCGUGACAUCUCUCUUGUGACCUCAGAUUCCCCGCCCCCACCUCCUUCCUUCCUGAUCACUGCAGUAAAAGUCACCGGCAACCAACAGACACAUUCCUUCCAUCCUGCAUUGCUGCUUUCCCACACCUCCACGUUGUACAUAGUCAUGAUUUCGGUGUGCGAUGUUUCGUUUUAUUAAAUUUACACACGUUCCCCAUUGA